AUGAGCAUAUCGGCGGAGCAGGUAGUAGCGCAAUACCCUCCGAAGUUCACAAGAGGCGCACAGCUUGGCUUCUAUCUGGCACUGCUGGUAGGCGCCUUGUUCUGGGGUAGCACAGCGGACGUGAUCGGCCGGAAAUGGUCCUUCAAUUUUUCACUGCUAAUCAGUGCCGUCUUUUCCAUUGUCGCCGGUGCUGCCCCGAACUACCCCGUGUGGGCGUCCUUUGUGGCACUGUCAGCUUUCGGGUCCGGUGGAAACCUGGUUUUGGACACCACUGUCUUUUUGGAAUACUUGCCAUCGAACAAACAGUGGCUUCUCACCCUUCUUGCGGGAUGGUGGGGCGUGGGCCAGACUGUCGCUGGUCUGGUAGCUUGGGGCUUCAUGGGUAAGCAAUUUCUAGCACUGGUUUUGCACCACGGCACUAACGCGACAAAAGCCAACUACAGCUGCCCUUCUGAUGGCUCGAUCCCAUGCACGAAUGCAAACAACAUGGGUUGGAGAUACUUAUUCUACACGUGCGGUGCGCUUGUGUUUGUUCUCAGCGUCGCCCGUGUUCUGGUCAUUCGGUUCCAUGAGACCCCCAAAUUCCUCCUGUGCCAAGGGAAGGACGAAGAUGUCAUAAAGACCCUUCGUAAUCUAGCAGAUCGAUAUGAUCGACCAUGUAACCUAAUCUUGGAGCAGCUUCAGGCUUGUGGUCAGAUCCAAAGCGCUCACGCAAAUGACAAGGCGUCCUUGUCCGAGGUUUGGGUUCACAUCAAGGGUCUCUUCGCCACACCCAAGAUGGCUCUUUCUACAUCUUUAGUCUGGCUGUCAUGGGCUUUGAUAGGCUUAGGCUAUGCCCUCUACUAUGUCUACUUGCCUGAAUACCUCGCAUCUCGCGAUGCCUCCACCGGUGAGUCUUCGAGCUACAUCACCUGGAGAAAUUAUGCAAUCACCAAUCUGUGCGCUGUUCCGGGUCCCAUAAUUGCUGGCUUCAUGUGCGAGAUGCCAAUCUUCGGACGAAAGAGAACCAUGGCCUUCGGCGCGUUUGCAACAAUGGCGUUCUUUUUCGGUUACACCUCUGUCCGUACAAGUGCCGAGAACCUGGGGUUCUCCUGCGCGAUCUCAGUCACGAUAAAUAUCUACUACGCCACCUUGUAUGCGUACACUGUCGAAAUUCUACCUUCUGCUCAUCGUGGAACUGGAAAUGGUGUGGCUGUCGCGCUCAACCGACUGAUGGGUAUGGUUUCUGCGCUCAUUGGUGCUUUCACGUCCACUUCAAGCUCGGUGCCGAUUUAUGUCUGUGCCGGCUUGUUGGGUAUGUGCGGUAUCUUGGCCGUUCUGUUCCCGCUUGAAUCUCGCGGACGACGCAGCAUUUAG
Molecule: messenger RNA, 1356 nt
Organism: Penicillium brevicompactum
Lineage: Eukaryota; Fungi; Ascomycota; Eurotiomycetes; Eurotiales; Aspergillaceae
Product: MFS transporter
Exons: 2
Coding region: 1-1356 (451 amino acids)
Biological process (GO): transmembrane transport
Cellular component (GO): membrane
Molecular function (GO): transmembrane transporter activity
Source: RefSeq, a predicted model, not a curated record